CGCCGACUCGUCGCUCCACUCCGCCUUCGACCUCAACUCCUGCUUCGAUUCUGGGCCGGCGUUCCCUCGCUGCUGGUCUAUGGAGUUCGAGAGGGGAUCGAUUCCACGCUCCGCCCUGAUGCCCACCUGACCAACUCAAUUGACCGCCCUUCCCCUGUCUUCACCCGCUUCCCAUAAACACAACCCUCCACCGCCUGCAAAUCCAAAAUGAAAAAACGAUCAGCGACUCUUGCAGUGUCAGGAAUUACAGUGGCAGCGAGGUGGGCGGCGUGGGUCGGGUCUCCAUCGUUCUUCCUGCUCGACCAAACCAUCGCCCUACAUUCCAUCGCCCUUGUUCAACGAAAUUUUUUAAUUCCAUCACCCUCGCUCUGCUGCUCCCCCGUCGCUGCCGCCUUGGCUCAGUCGGUGCCGGAUUUCUCAGCGGCGCUGAGGAAGGAGAACAAGAAGCAUCUGCCUUCACCGACCCUCGCUCUGCAGCUCUUCCUCUGCUCUGCCCGUCGCUGACGUCUAGGCUCAGUUCGUUGCUUGAUUUAUCAGCGGCGCUUAGGGAGGAGAAUAGGAAUUCCUCGACCUAGUGAUUCCUCGCGGCGGCUCGUCAAACCUUGGUUUUGGUUUCGGUGCGAACGUCGAGCGACUUGAUCCUGGUGGAGAGAAUUCCAGUGAGGCAUGGCCCCCGAAGCGGUUGAAGAAGUGAAGUCCUGGCUCGCCAAUCGCUCGAAGCGACCCCAUCGCCGCCAUCGCCCUUUCAGAUUUUGCUCUGCUCUGCCCCAAUCGCCACCGGCGGAAUUCUCUUCUCCAACUCCGCUGCUGUGCCACUCAAGGAUGCAGAAGAAAAGAAAGAUCCAUUACUCUGCUUCGGCGGUCGCCUCUGCCAUGCCUUCCGUUGUGUCGAUCGAGAACGCAGAAGAGUUGGCAACUCCCGAGCCCUCUGCUUGAUUCCUAAUUGAGAAGUACAGUUGGUUGGUGUAGAAAAGAAAUUAUUAUUUUUUAUUUUUUUAUUUCAAUGAAUGUAAUAAUGAGGU
Linum trigynum is the source of this 1022-nucleotide messenger RNA. NCBI's taxonomy places the organism in Eukaryota, Viridiplantae, Streptophyta, Magnoliopsida, Malpighiales, Linaceae. The record is from the annotation of a GenBank genome assembly.